AUGGACGACAACACUCGCUAUAAGAUCUUAUAUUACCACGAAGGAACUCGAAAUGUACUUGCUCUGGGAGAGUCGCCAGGCUUCCAACUGGCUUCCUUCCACCCGCUAAAAAUUUAUUCAAAAUAUGACAUUGUGCCAGAACCAGUAACUGAAAACCCAAGCGAGCUUAGAAUGCGAAAGUAUAACUUCAUAAGUGCAGCAAUAGAUGAUUGGCUCAUGCCAUCAGAUAGAUAUCCCAUAGAGGGUGACGUAGAUACAAAGAGAAUGGCCUAUGAUAAGAUUUACGAAGUCGGCUGUAAUUAUGAAGAGUGUCCCAAAGGGGAUGAGACACAAGCCUCGCUUAUUUGCAUCUACAACACAAAUGCAUUCGAGCAUGACUGUGAACAUCAAAUUAUUCGAUACAAAGAGCAGUGGACUUCCACAAAAGAACCACGACAACACAUCACAAAAGAAGUUGCAAAGGAAAUGAAAUAA
Molecule: messenger RNA, 474 nt
Organism: Cooperia oncophora
Lineage: Eukaryota; Metazoa; Nematoda; Chromadorea; Rhabditida; Trichostrongylidae
Source: the annotation of a GenBank genome assembly